This is a messenger RNA of Naegleria lovaniensis, 429 nucleotides long. RefSeq lists its product as uncharacterized. The transcript has a single exon. The coding region runs from base 1 to 429 and encodes 142 amino acids. NCBI's taxonomy places the organism in Eukaryota, Heterolobosea, Eutetramitea, Acrasida, Naegleriidae. The record is from RefSeq and is a predicted model, not a curated record.
AUGCCUCAACUUUACCGUUAUGAUAAAAAAGCAUUCACACCUCACAAACAAAUGGUAAAGCAAUUCGUCAUCAUUCUCGAGAAAAUCACCACAGUCUCUGAAAAACACGUUACCGAAGUUGCCAAUACCAUCAGGUGUUCAGAUCCAGUUUUUGAGGAAUUAUUUGGUAUUCCCUAUCCUGAAAAUGAAAAGAUUUGUUCUGUCGAUGUGGAUGGAGGUGAUAUUAAAUUAGUUUUGUAUUGGGGAACUGAGCGUGAGGGUCAUAUCAAAACUGCAAUGCCAGUUACUUUGGGAUCGUGGACUUUGUUCACCUUACUGGAUAAACAUGGCUUUGAGUUGUUGGAACAAAGAAAUUAUUUGCAAGUUAAAGAUGAGAGAUUUAAAGGAAGAAUGUUGGUAGAGAGAGUGUUUGUCAGAAAUAACGUUUAA